This is a messenger RNA of Pelobates fuscus (common spadefoot toad), 1998 nucleotides long. It is a transcript of the gene HOPX, whose product is annotated as HOP homeobox. Gene Ontology annotation, biological process: cell differentiation; regulation of transcription by RNA polymerase II. The record is from RefSeq and is a predicted model, not a curated record. The coding region runs from base 158 to 394 and encodes 78 amino acids. Gene Ontology annotation, molecular function: DNA binding. Lineage: Eukaryota; Metazoa; Chordata; Amphibia; Anura; Pelobatidae. The transcript has 3 exons. Gene Ontology annotation, cellular component: nucleus.
AGCAUAUGGAAAGUCAGGCCAGUGACAGAAGAAUAGCUCCAUAGAAACUUACAGUGCGUACGAGAAGACCUGUGCCUGAUCACUAGAUUGACAAGUGGUACUCUCUGCUUCGCUGCACUCUCAUUUGGCCGAGCUCGUGCUGCAGGUUUUUCAGACAAUGAGUUCACUACAAAAGGAGAUACAGGAAAACGAAAACCCUACGCAGGAACAACAGGACAUCCUCGAGUACAAUUUUAAUAAUGUGUCCAAGCAGCCAGACGAAACCACCCUGAUGCUAAUUGCUGCUGAAGCAGGUCUUACAGAAGAAGAGGCAAAAGAAUGGUUCAAAGCCCGAUUAGCCAAAUGGAGAAAAUCAGAGGGCUUACCGACGGAAUGUGGGUCAGUCAUGGACUAAGCAGCUGUACCUGGAGGGAUUUUGGACACCAUUUUGUACUUAAAUGGAGUUUAUAUUUUCCUACAAAAAUGAAUGUGAUGUUCUGAGAGUAAAACAUAUGUCUAUACAUGUAUAAUUAUUUUAACAAAAUGAACUGCUUUUAUAUAAAUAUAUAUAUGCAUAUAUAAGUUCCGGUUGAUGUGACAUAUUUUGAAUUUAUAACAUGGGAAAAAUUCACACAUGAAAAAAGGGAAAUAUUUAACAAAUAUAAUGUAAUGGUUACAUUAAAAUUAUAUUAAAAUGAUUUAUCUAUAAAUAGAUUUAGUGUCUAAAGGCAUGUACAUAAGUAAAUAUGACUUAUGUGGUGCAAUAUAAGAAAUGGUUAGAAGACAAAUGAGAUAGCUUUGCAGACAGCGGAUUCAAUGCUAACCAUCUCACAAACUAAAAACCCCACACUGCCUCCACUUGCACCAUAUCUUCUCAGUGAUACACCUGCUCUAAGCCUCCAUACAAGCUUUAUCAAACAGUAAACAUCUCGUUCUUCCUCUUCACGAGCCCUAUUCCUAAUUCUUUUUUUCAUUUGUCUUUUAUUGUUCUAAUAGCAUUUCUAACGUUAUUCAUUAUCUUUACAAUACUACUCUUUGAUAAAUAUGAACUGCUAUAUCUCAAGUGAAGUUUAGCAAAUUACAUUCUUUAGUCCCACUACAUGCUUUUUUUUUUACAGUGGAAUCACAUGUAAUAAAAUGUUAAUUGAAUAUUAAAUUGUAAAUUUAUAUGGAAAAUUUAUUUUUUUUUAAACCUGUUUUUUCAGCAUAAUUUUAUUUUGAGGUCACUGUUUGUAGCUGUCAACAGCAAAGUCUUCUGGGGUUCUAAUACUCAUGAACAGUGGACAUCUAAUUUGUGUAGAAUAAAAGCUAUAGCAAGCAUCUGGCAAAGAUGGUAUGACGAUCUUGUGGUAUGUGCGAACAGUCAAAUCUAAACACCCAAGGGUUCUAUUUAUUAAAGAUAUAAUAUUUGACAUACUAACAUGGCUGUUCUCUUCAACUCAAUUUAGAAUGUUGUAAUCUGCCACAAUUCUGCAGGUUAAUGAACAGUUACAUUGAGUUAAACCCAACAACUGCAUUCAACACCCAUGUAUCUCUAGCUAUUUGUUGUCAAUGGAAUUUAGCAAGUAGAAGUAGAUUAGAUAGAGAGCAGAUUUUUUUCAUGGAAUCCCUCACAAUAGAUUUAAAUUAGGUGUUUAUUAACAUAUUUUUCUAGGCUAACUCAGGUAUGUAACAUGGUAGAAUCUUUUAGAUACAAGCUUGUUCAGUGAAAAAUACACUGACAGCUAUGUGGACUCGUGUACAAAAGCCCAAGAAAAACAGAGAUGCUCAACAAUAGUGAAUAUUCCAGCCCAGCAUGAUUUAUCUAGACUGAUUUUGUGGUUCCACUUGUUCCACUAAUCAUUUAAGAGUCUCAAAAUUUUGCAGGUAAUUUGGUGGCCAAAUUAUCUAACACGCACUACAUUACGAAAAAGAUAUAUAAGUUCCAUUUGGUAUCAAUAUGUAGGAAAAGCUUGUGCAAACAAAUAUUGUAAUAAUGCAAGGGAUUAUAAUAAAUUGUUAUUAUAGUAUAUAGUUUGU